Necator americanus (New World hookworm) is the source of this 606-nucleotide messenger RNA. RefSeq lists its product as uncharacterized. The transcript is spliced from 5 exons. Gene Ontology annotation, biological process: calcium ion homeostasis. Lineage: Eukaryota; Metazoa; Nematoda; Chromadorea; Rhabditida; Ancylostomatidae. Gene Ontology annotation, molecular function: magnesium ion binding; calcium ion binding. The coding region runs from base 1 to 606 and encodes 201 amino acids. The record is from RefSeq and is a predicted model, not a curated record.
AUGGGAAAUAGUGGAAGUUCGCUUUCCGACUUGAAUUUGUUCUCUAAAGGUGCGGUAUUCAGCAGAGAACAACUAGACGAGUACCAGGACUGCACAUUCUUCACAAAAAAAGAUAUUAUCCGGCUCUACAAAAGGUACUACGCCCUAAAUCCUCAGAAAGUACCCACCAACAUGCAGGGAACACGUCCAGCGAUUGUCACGCUAACAUUUGAGGAGAUAGAAAAGAUGCCAGAACUAAGGGAAAAUCCUUUUCGACGAAGGAUUUGUGAAGUAUUCUCAGAAGAUGGCAGAGGGAACUUGACUUUCGACGAUUUUCUGGAUAUGUUCUCCGUGUUUUCUGAAAUGGCGCCGCUUCAGUUGAAGCUCAAAUACGCCUUUCGAAUUUACGAUUUCGACAACGACGAUCACCUAGGGCAUGAUGAUCUCAGCAAAAUGAUUCGAAGUUUAACUCGAGACGAACUGACCGACGAAGAAGUGGAGUUCAUCAUAGAAAGAAUCAUCGAAGAAGCGGAUCUCGAUGGAGACGAUCGUAUUAACUACGCCGAAUUCGAACAUGUCGUUUCCAGAUCCCCUGACUUCAUCCGAACGUUCCAUAUCAGGAUUUGA